This is a messenger RNA of Neocloeon triangulifer, 3254 nucleotides long. Its product is annotated as dynein light chain roadblock-type 2-like. The record is from RefSeq and is a predicted model, not a curated record. NCBI's taxonomy places the organism in Eukaryota, Metazoa, Arthropoda, Insecta, Ephemeroptera, Baetidae. Gene Ontology annotation, biological process: microtubule-based movement; DNA transposition. Gene Ontology annotation, molecular function: dynein intermediate chain binding; transposase activity. Bases 367 to 3051 code for a protein of 894 amino acids. The transcript has 10 exons. Gene Ontology annotation, cellular component: cytoplasm; centrosome; cytoplasmic dynein complex.
AAUCCAGAAGCAGAUCCUUGUUGUAAACAAACAGGCAUGGAGAACAUGAAGAGGUUGUGAGAAAGCCCUAAAUAUAUUUCUUACUGCCUUAUAUUCAGCGUUAUAUUUAGAAAAAUUGGUUGAAUCUGGCAAGAAAAAUGUGAAUUGGGCUUUGAGGGCAGGCUGUCUGUGCGUGAUAAUAUGAACAUCUUUCCGCUUUGGACACGCCUGAGUAAUCAUUUUGGUCUCCAGCAGGAUCCAAAUUUAUUUUAUGAUAAGUAUCUUUGAGAGGAGCUCCAAAAUGGAUCCCUCAUCAAAUUAAAGACGGUGUGAUUGGCAGUCUCGUAACGCGUCUAAUUUAUAUGAAGGCGACCCACAUAAUACAAAAUGGUUGUUGAAUGUUUCUUAUGUUUGGAGAAAUACAGUUCGGAGCUAAAAACCUGUUCAUUCCACAAUCUGCCGAAAAGUGAACCGUCCAGAGCAAAAUGGGUUCAGUUCAUUCGACAGGCCCGAGAAGAUGAAGGGUGGGAGCCAAAAACGCGAAGAAUAAUUUUGUGCUCCAAGCACUUUGUUUCUGAAGAUUAUGAGCAAAAUGGAGUGGCAUAUCACAAAAUUUUGAAGAAGUUGGCUGUGCCUAGCAUUUUUGACAAGGAGAACCAAACUGCAAAAAAACGAAAGCGCAGCCCAAGAAAAACUCCUAAAAAGCCGCCCUUGGCAAUCAACAAUGAGGUGAACCAGCUUGCCUCGCCAUCAAAGAAGAAAGGGCGCUCUCUGUUUAACGCACACAAUCAAAAAGAAAACCUGCCUGAAUUGGAGUCCUCUAUUGACUGCGACUUCAAUUAUUUGCCACCUGAUGCUGAAAUCAGCUCUGAAGAUGCUCCACUGACAGAGGAGAGGGAGGAAUCCUCAACAAUAUCCAAUGAUGCAGAUGAACCUGGAACUAAACAUGCACCAUCAUCAAGUCCAUGUAUCACAGCUGAUGUUAUCCAGUCAAGCAAGAAAAAGGGGCUUCUUAAAUUGAUGGAGUCCAUGAAAGAGGAAAUCAAGACUUUUGACCAGCAGCACCCUCUGCAAAAAAAUGACAGCAUCCGCUACUCUCGACUUCAAAACAAUGUCUUCAAACUACAAAGCCAAAUUUUGCAGUGGGGAAUUGAGGCCAUCAAAGAGGAACUGAUCGAAUCAAUGGUCAGGAAUGCUGAGACCAGUGAAUUUGUCCAGGCUGAAUAUAUUUUGUUGAAAGCCAAUCAAAAAGUUCUAAAUGCGUCACUUUCUCGUCGAGACAAAAAAAUUCAGGACUUGGAAUCUCGGGCACAGACGCUAGUUGAAACCAUCGAGGCUGUACGACAGAAGUUAAGAAGCUCUGAGUCUGGAUAUAUCAAGCUCAAAGAAGAAACCAGAGCUCUCCACCUAGAGCACGCAGCACAGAAGAAGAAAGAAGAGAAUCUCAGUUCAGAAUUAAAGUCAAAUAAGGAACGUAGUAAAAAGGAUCAAGGAGAAAACGAGAAACUGCGUUUGAAGCUCGAAGAGCUGGCUAAACUGCAGCCAGAUUAUUCACUGGUAGAUGAGAUGAACCGACGUUAUGCAGCCAGAAUUCAAGAGCUAGAGAAGGAGGUCAGGGAGGCAAAAAAAAUACAGAAAAGGGACAGAAGUAUUAUUCAAAGGCAAUCUGUAGCAAUUAAGAAACAGCGUCAAGUUAUUCGAACCCUUCGAAAAUCAAAUGUGCUGAGAGGAAGAAAGUUGGAGUCUGCAGCUCAGGCAAUUAAAGAUUUGCAAAAAAAGAAACUGUUGUCAGAUGAGUUUUCUGCAAAACUGAUGGAGCUGCCUGCUAGCACCCAAAGUCUCCUGAACAGGGUUGCUAAAAGUCCAGAGGGACAAAAGGGAACCUCGAAGCAGAAAUACGAUGAGGACAUAAGGAGCUUUGCAAUCACCUUGUACUUUUAUUCUCCUGCUGCCUACGAGUAUGUGCGCAAAUCAUUUGGACAGUGCUUACCACACCGAGCAACUAUUAUUGGAUGGUUCUCCGAGAUUGAAGCUGGGCCAGGAUUUUGUGGUGAAUCAUGGAAAGCGAUUGAAGCGAGAGUCUCCAAGGCAAAGGAGAAGGGAGAAAAAAUUAUCGCAGGGGUCUUGCUGGACGACAUGGGACUGAAAGCGCAAGUCGAAUACAACGGGAAAAAAGUUAUGGGCUACGUAGACAUGGGCAAUGUUGGAAAAAAAUCUAAAGACGACAAAGCCCAAGCAAAAAAUGCUUUGAAUUUUAUGAUUGUUGCUUACAAUACUCGUCUCAUCAUGCCAUGUGGAUACUUUUUCAUCGAUUCACUUUCUGGCAAAGAACGUGCAGAGCUACUUAAGGAAUGCAUCGUCAAACUUGAAAACCUUGGCGUACAAAUAGAGAGCGUCACUUUUGAUGGGGCAGCCUCCAAUAUCACCAUGGCCUCUGUUUUGGGAGCAAAUUUAGACUCCUUUGAGAAAUUGAAUCCAACCUUCCCCAACCCUGCCGACCCUACCAGGAAUGUUAAUGUGCUACUUGAUGCUGUGCAUAUGUUGAAACUUCUGCGAAACACUCUAGGGGAUAAAAAACUGCUUUUUGACUCAAGUGGAGGUCGAAUUGAGUGGCGAUACAUUAAGAGCCUCCAUGAACUACAGGUGAGGGAAGGACUCCACUUUGCAAAUAAGCUCAGAGCAGCACACAUUGAAUACUGGAAGAAUAAGAUGAAGGUCAAGUUUGCUGCCCAACUCUUCAGCUCAUCCGUCGCUACUGCAAUCGAGUACUGCAACAAGCAAUUGCAUCUAGAGGAAUUUCAAGGAUCUGAGGCAACUGUGAAGUUUAUCAGAAUGAUAAAUGAUACAUUCGACUGGCUCAACUCCAGGAAUAAAUUCGGGAAAGGUUUCAAGGCGCCUUUAACUCAAAAAAACAAAGAUGCAUGGACAACACAUUUUGAGGAAGCUGAAAAGUAUUUUUCUACUCUGCAAAUAAUGGGUGAGAAUGAUGAAUCUGAAGACUUGGAUCCUGCAAAUGAAAAUUCAUCCCAAAAUCUUGACGAGCAAGGAAAAACAAAAGGCCGCAGAAGUUGAAGAAACUUUGAAAAGGAUCCAGUCCCACAAAGGUGUUUUUGGCACAAUCGUCGUCAAUUCUGAAGGAAUUCCAAUCAAAAGCACGAUGGACAACACUUCGACCGUGCAAUACGCUGGGCUAGUCAGCCAGCUCGCAGAUAAAGCUCGCAGUGUAGUUCGAGACUUGGACCCCACCAAUGACCUCACAUUCCUCAGGGUUAGGA